Cynara cardunculus var. scolymus (artichoke) is the source of this 1606-nucleotide messenger RNA. Its product is annotated as O-acyltransferase WSD1-like. Gene Ontology annotation, cellular component: plasma membrane. Gene Ontology annotation, molecular function: long-chain-alcohol O-fatty-acyltransferase activity; diacylglycerol O-acyltransferase activity. The transcript has 7 exons. Gene Ontology annotation, biological process: triglyceride biosynthetic process. The record is from RefSeq and is a predicted model, not a curated record. Lineage: Eukaryota; Viridiplantae; Streptophyta; Magnoliopsida; Asterales; Asteraceae. Bases 1 to 1482 code for a protein of 493 amino acids.
AUGGAUUCCUUACCAGAUCUUAACCAAAUCAAAACCAUCACAAAAAAUGGUGGAAGGUUGAAGGAAGAAGAUGAGCAAUUGAGUCCCAUGGCUCGCUUGUUCCAUGAGCCAGGGUCCAAUGUCUAUAUCAUUUCCAUGCUCGGUUGCAAGACCAAGAUCGACCCUCAUGUCGUCAAACAAAAUCUUCUUCAUUCACUCGUUCGUCAUCCUCGAUUCUCAAGCUUACAGGUCGUGGACGAAGAAACCAGGGGUAUUCGAUGGGUUCCGACAAACGUGAACAUAGACAACCAUGUUAUAGUCCCCGAGCUGGAUCCAAACAUCGCUUUUCCAGAAAAAUUUGUCGACGACUACAUCUCAAACCUCAGCAAAUCUCCCAUCGAGAACUCGAAACCCUUAUGGGAUCUCCACCUUCUCGACAUCAAGACGAAUGAUGAUGAAGGGACGGGAGUUUUCCGGUUCCACCAUUCCUUAGGCGACGGCUUGUCUUUGAUGACACUUUUGCUUGCUUGUACACGCAAGUCAUCGGAUCCUGACGCUUUGCCGACGCUUCCAAUCACUAAAAACUCCGGAUACAUCAAAUUCACUAGGGUUUGGUCGGUUUUAGAAGUGUUAUGGAACUCCAUUGUUGCGGUUGUGAUGUUCGUGUUGACGGUGUUGUUUCUUAAAGACACCAAAACGCCAUUAAAAGGCUCCAUCGGCGUCGAGAAUAGACCAAGGCGUUUUGUUCGCAAGAGCGUAAACUUAGCCGACAUUAAGGUGGUGCGGAAUGCCAUGAAUGUGACGCUCAACGAUGUAGUGCUUGGAGUCACUCAGGCAGGUUUAUCACGAUACCUGAAUCGUAGAUACAUUUCAGGUGAAAGCGGGAAUGAUAACGAGACAUAUGACCGUAUGAAAAAUGACAUCAUCCCGAAAAACAUUCGCCUUCGUGCCACCUUCUUUUUUAACCUCAGAGCAACCACCACGAUCGACACUCUGGUUGAAACAAUGAAAACCGGAACUACGGGUAGAUGGGGCAACCAGAUCGGGUACGUGCUUCUACCGUUUACAAUUGGACUCAAACAUAACCCCUUAGAUUACGUAAAGGAAGCAAAGGCAGUUAUCGAUCGCAAGAAAGCCUCUUUUGAACCUUUGUACACUUAUUUUGUUGUUUACUUGGUUCUCAAGUUGUUCGGCAUUAAGGCCGUAGGGAAACUAAACCACAAGGUUUUCUUUAAUACAACCUUAUGGUUCACCAAUGUGCCCGGACCACAACAAGAAGUCACAUUUUAUGGACAUGAAAUCAGUUACAUUGCUCCUAGCUGUUAUGGACAACCUAAUGCGUUAAUGAUUCAUGUGACGAGUUAUGUGGAUAAAAUGAUGUUUGUGAUAUCAGCAGACGAAGAAACCAUACCAGACCCUCAACAACUAUGUGACGAUCUUCAGGAAUCCCUUCACCUCAUCAAGACUUCCGUUUUAGAAAUGGAAAGCGAUAAGACCAAGUAGAAUUGUAUUACAUGAUAUAUGUCUUGUGUUUUUGUCUAGAAAUAUAUGACAUUAUUUUUAAUAAGGUGUCUUGUAUUAUAUAAAACCUUGUUCAGUGUAAUAUGUAAGUUAUCAGUUUGUGAGG